UGCAGUGAGCCGAGAUCGCUCCACUGCACUACAGCCUGGCCGACAGAGCCUCUCAAAAAAAAAGAAAAGCCAUCCAAAAGUGAGAAGGAAAAACAAAGUUGGUGUAACUGGCUGUUUCGGAAAACUGUCAUCCGGAUAACGGGCUGUCUAACCCUAUAAUUACGAGAAAGGCCCGAGUUUUAAAAUUAAAAUGAGUUCGCAAAUGACUUGAAGAAGAGGAAGGCACUCUUCCUGCAAGACAAGAAGUGGUAGCUUAUAUAUAAGACGCGUCCUUUUAAAGCGAUUGUACAGUGUGGUAGGACUAGGGUAGGAAACUGGACGGCAUGGAGACUUCUGUGUUAAAACACAGGAGAACCCUUAACGGUAAAACCUCAAGCUUCCGGAGCAUGUCGGCGAGAGGGACUUAACCGCGGAACCCAACAUCCCCGGGUGCCGUUUUCCAGCCGAGUCCGGGUCAGAGGUAGCCUUUCCUACUGCGCAGGCUCAAUGCUACUUACCCAUAAUGGAAGCAAUGUGGCUCCUGUGUGUGGCGGCGGCGGUCGUGGCGUGGGGCUUCCUCUGGGUUUGGGACUCCUCAGAACGAGUGAAGAGUCGGGAGCAGGGAGGACGGCUGGGAGCCGAAAGCCGGACCCUCCUGGCCAUAGCGCACCCUGACGAUGAAGCCAUGUUUUUUGCUCCCACAGUGCUAGGCUUGGCCCGCCUAAGGCACUGGGUGUACCUGCUCUGCUUCUCUGCAGGAAAUUACUACAAUCAAGGAGAGACUCGUAAGAAAGAACUUUUGCAGAGCUGUGAUGUUUUGGGGAUUCCACUCUCCAGAGUGAUGAUUAUUGACAGCAGGGAUUUCCCAGAUGACCCAGGUGUGCAGUGGGACACAGAGCAUGUGGCCAGCGUCCUCCUCCAGCACAUAGAAGUGAAUGGCAUCAAUCUGGUGGUGACUUUCGAUGCAGGGGGAGUAAGUGGCCACAGCAAUCACAUUGCUCUGUAUGCAGCUGUGAGGGUCCUGCACUCAGAAGGGAAGUUACCUAAAGGGUGUUCUGUGCUCACACUUCAGUCUGUGAAUGUGCUGCGCAAGUACGUCUCCCUUCUGGAUCUGCCCUUGUCUCUGCUUCAUACUCAGGAUGUCCUCUUUGUGCUCAACAGCAAAGAAGUGGCACAGGCCAAGAGAGCCAUGUCCUGCCACCGCAGCCAGCUCCUCUGGUUCCGCCGCCUCUACAUUCUCUUCUCCCGGUACAUGAGAAUCAACUCACUGAGCUUCCUCUGAAGCCCUGAAGGGUUUUCAGAUCCAAGGAACAAAGGGGAAAAUAGACAAAGGUAUGCAGGGGACCUGGCCUGGCACUGGCUUAUUUGCCUGAGCUCAAGGAGAUCCCCGCUGGAGCAGCCUCUGCAAAAGGGAGCCCAUGUAGGCCAGGGGCUGUCCAAACUCCAGCUUCUUCCCCUGGGAAAAAACCCAAAGAACCAAAAACAAACCACCCCAAGGAUAAUAAUAGCUAUCCUGCUAGCUUCUCAAGUUCUUGUGAAUCACAAUUUACAUAAUGACACAGUAUAUGUGGAACACCUAGCCCAGUGCCUGGGCAGGUCCCUAUUAUCAUAAAUGAAUGUAAAAGUGCUCUAAAAACACUCCA
This is a messenger RNA of Piliocolobus tephrosceles (Ugandan red Colobus), 1622 nucleotides long. It is a transcript of the gene PIGL, whose product is annotated as phosphatidylinositol glycan anchor biosynthesis class L. Gene Ontology annotation, cellular component: endoplasmic reticulum. The record is from RefSeq and is a predicted model, not a curated record. The transcript has 7 exons. Gene Ontology annotation, molecular function: N-acetylglucosaminylphosphatidylinositol deacetylase activity. Bases 503 to 1261 code for a protein of 252 amino acids. NCBI's taxonomy places the organism in Eukaryota, Metazoa, Chordata, Mammalia, Primates, Cercopithecidae.